CAAGGCUGUACCUCUUCAAAUGCCCCGACCAUCGUUGAUACCGGCUUCCAAUUGCAGACCUGCGAGCGUCUCUCCGCAAAGAUGACAAGGAUGCUGCAAAGGCGGCAUCUAGAAGGCGGCACAGGGUGUUGACCCACAACGAGAUGCGGCUACCCGCUUCGCUGACGCUGACUCGCAAUGGAAAUGCACUUCACUCGUUGAGACACGUCAGUCAGCCUGCAAACCCACCCUGAAGUCAGACCAUAGACUUAGCGCAACCGAAGCACAUCCACCCUCAAGCAGUCAUGACCAAGCGACGACUAACCUUGACUCCUGACCUCUCACCAGCAACACGACAACGAUCCUCUGUUCCUUGCCCUCUCUCUCACCAUCCUCAGCAUCCGCCUCCUCCCCUCACCACUCCCAUACGUCCCUCACCUCACAUUCUAAUGAGCAACGGCCACCAUGGAGAUGGCCAUGACGGAGUCCGCGCUUCUUUUGUACCUCAUCAUGGUCCGCCUACGCACAAUGCUCUCUUCCUCGAAACCUUAGCUCACGGCACCGGUACCGACGGAACACUGAAGCUCACCGGCUCAUCUCUCACCAUUGGCUAUCUCAACGCCAUCGCCCGUCACAAGAGCAGCUUUCAGCUGGACGCAGACGCUCGUCAAUGCGCCGUCGAGGCUGGCAAUCAAGCUCUCGCCACUCUCGUCUCAAGCAGAGAUCGCACCGUGUACGGCGUCACGACCAGCUUCGGCGGAAAUGCUGCUUCCACUCUACCCUCCUCACAAGCCGACUCAAUCGCAAACGCCCUUGAAGGUCUCCUCGCCGGCAUAGAUUCAACCACGCCCUCCAUGAGCGGGCCAUCUCACACCCUUCCUACCGCCUGGGUACGCGGUGCCAUGUUGCUCCGCAUCAACAACCUUCUCCGCGCACACUCCUGCGUCCGUUGGGAGCUCAUCGCUGCUCUUCGACACUUGCUGGUGCUGAACGUCACGCCUGUCGUACCCACGCAGGGGUCCAUCUCCGCUAGCGGAGACCUCAUGCCACUUGCUUACAUCGCCUACGCUCUAUGCGGGCAUGCAGGAAUCCAGGUCGACAUCAAGGGAGAACGCAUGUCCGCUCGCGAGGCUCUACAGCAGCUCAGCGUGCCCACUUUCGUCUACCAGCCAAAGGAGGUACUAGCUAUCAUCAACGGUACGGCAGUUGCUGCCUCCGUUGCCUCUCAGGCAUUGUACGACGCCCACGGCUUGCUCGCCCUCACGCAGGUCGUCACCGCAAUGGCCUGUGAGGCAUCGUUAGGCUUCAAGGAGCCCUUCUCUGCCUUUCUACACGACACGGCGCGUCCUCACCCUGGGCAGGUGCAGGUAGCACGCAACUUGAGGCGUUGGUUGGCCAGCAGUGGAAUGUUACAAGAUGCGGCGAAGGAAAAGACAAGCAGCCCUGUCGAGCUGCUCUGGCGUGCUGGGACGAAGUCUACUGCUGAAGCCGGAGCGCAGGUCGAUGGACUCUUUCUCAAGCAAGAUCGCUACCCCGCUCGUACCGCACCUCAGUGGAUCGGCCCCGUCGUCGAGGACUUUAUCGCUGCUCAUCACAAUCUAGAGAUCGAAAUCAACUCAAGCACAGACAACCCUUUGAUGGAUCCCGCCACAUCCGAGGUCCUCCAUGCGGGCAACUUCCAAGCCACUGCCGUGACCAACGCGACUGAAAAGACGCGGGAUGGUCUUGCCACUUUAGGCCGUAUCGUCUUCGCCCAACAAACCGAGCUCCUCAACGCCUCAAUGUCCAACGGACUGGAGCCUUGUCUCGCACCCUGUGAUGGCCCCAACAAGGACGGCGGGCUCAAAGGCCUGGAUAUCGCAAGCGCAGCUUACAUGUCCGAGCUGGCCUACCUGGCCAAUCGUGUCAACCACCUCUGCAUGAGCGCCGAGAUGCACAACCAGAGUAUAAAUUCUCUCGCGCUCGUAUCAGCACGAUACACAGCCAUGGCGGUCGAGACUUUGAGCAAGCUCUGUGCAAAUGCACUCAUGGUCGUCACGCAGGCUAUAGACCUCCGUCUCGCUUUUGUGCUCUUUGUUGGCAAGCUUCACGCCUGGCUGAAGGAUGCUGCAAAGCGUCUCUCAAGGGACCGUCUCUCGAUCGACAAAGUCUAUGCGUGGUACACACGCGAUUCGCCUCACUUUCCGGAAGAGAGUCACGCCUUUCUUUCCUCUGAAGCUACGGUCGAGCGCAUAGUCGAGCGACUCGUUCUCUGCUUCAUCACCAAGGGCCACCUAGACUACACUACGCGAGCCAAUGACGCGGCGUCAUCGCUAUACGUGAUGUCUGAUCCGAACUUCUUUGUCGCUGCGAUGCUGGAGAGCGAGUCGUCAGGCCGACAUCUUGAUGAGGGGAUGAAGGAGUGGAAUAGCAGGGAGAAGAUCUUGGCGGCUGUGGGUAGGCACAUCUGCAGGCUCUAUGAGGAGAGCAGGAGUGACGGGAUACUCAGGACUCAGAAGGAAGAGCACGGACAUCCGUGUGCCCUUACGGAACGCAUCCUCACCUUCGUCCGCAGCGAGCUGGGAAUCGAAGCCUGGUCUGGGCCGCACCCGCGCAAGGGAACACAGCUGAAAAGCUCUUUUGGCCGAGGUGCUGUUCACGGUGUGGGUGUUGGGAGCGCUGGUGGGAGUGACGGCGCCGCUUGGAAGAGCACCGUAGGCGGACGCGUCACCAGGCUGUACGAGGCCAUCAGGGAUGGGAAGAUAGCUGAGGCUAUCAAGCAUUUCUUUGACGAGGAGGAGAGGAGGGGGAUGGACAUCAAGAAAGAGGGGCCCGACGCCCGCGAUUGAGGCAAGGUUGAUGGAUCGAGCAGAGCGGAGACAGCUGGCAAAGCGGCCUUUGAUUCACAGCGCACACUAGCAUAUCCUUUGCCCUAAUGACGGUCUUGAGCAACGAAGAAGAGACAGUCAACACCAAGCUCAACACCGGUUGAGCUCUUGCGUGACCCUUCGCCGUCACGGGAGCCCAACGUCAGACGUUUUCGGCGUGGGAUAGAGUUGCCGGCGGCUGCCACCCUAUUGCCCGAGAUGAGUGCC
Jaminaea rosea is the source of this 3053-nucleotide messenger RNA. RefSeq names its product phenylalanine ammonia-lyase. The record is from RefSeq and is a predicted model, not a curated record. Gene Ontology annotation, molecular function: ammonia-lyase activity. Lineage: Eukaryota; Fungi; Basidiomycota; Exobasidiomycetes; Microstromatales. Bases 285 to 2807 code for a protein of 840 amino acids. The transcript has 3 exons.